Polyodon spathula (Mississippi paddlefish) is the source of this 913-nucleotide messenger RNA. It is a transcript of the gene pcp4b, whose product is annotated as Purkinje cell protein 4b. The transcript has 3 exons. Gene Ontology annotation, cellular component: cytoplasm. Bases 119 to 310 code for a protein of 63 amino acids. The record is from RefSeq and is a predicted model, not a curated record. NCBI's taxonomy places the organism in Eukaryota, Metazoa, Chordata, Actinopteri, Acipenseriformes, Polyodontidae. Gene Ontology annotation, molecular function: calmodulin binding; calcium ion binding.
UCGUAUACUUUAAAAAAGCUCCCCUUUCAAGUGGCCAGCCACUGUGAAAAAGAAGACUGUUCAUUCUGACAGCCCACAGUGGUACUGGAACCCCUCUCAGAGAUUACACUUUAGAGCCAUGAGCGAGGGAAAAGGAACCGGAGCUACUGGUGAUAACAGCAAAACAUCUGCAGGACAAGAUGAUUCCAAGAAGGACGUCCCUGAGGAUUUUGACAUCGACAUGGGCGCGCCAGAGACUGAGAAAGCCGCUGUCGCCAUCCAAUCCCAGUUCAGGAAGUUCCAGAAGAAGAAGCAGGAUGACAAGUCCUAGUAGCUGCUCACCAGCACAGCUUCCUGGGGCUGGAGAAUGUCGCAGCAUCUUGGUGGUGCAUGUUUAAGAAAUGACACCAUACAGACUUUAGGGAGUAAGCAAUGCAUUAACAUUUCAAACAGUGAGGUGUCUGUGAAAUAUCUGUAUGUAGCCUAUGAUUUGAUUGCUGUAUCAAUAAAUGAUAAAGUUAUGGAUUAUCAUUCGGUUUCUUAUAUUUAUUUAUUUUCAGUGUAUUUCUUCACGUGGUGAUGUGUUUGUCUUUCACACUGUGCAUGCAGACUUGUAAAUUAAAUGGGUCAAGUUCUGUAGCAUGUUGAGAUUUUUCUGUCAUCUCGGUUGUGCUUCUCUUAUGGUUGAUUAAAACAGCAUAUCAUAUUUGUGUUACGUUAUUUCUUCAAAUCCAAUGUUUUGUCUUUUGUACCGAAGAUCAUCUCUUUCCUUGAGGCGUGAUCAUUUCCUGAAAGACUUUGGUAUUAAAGAAAAAAAAACAACAACAAAAAAAAAUUGGAUUUAAUAAAGUAACUUGUGUUUGUCUUUUUUUAUGUUCCAGUCUUCGUAAGAGCACAUAACUUUUUUGGCUGUAAUAAAAUACUUUUUAAUGGU